This is a messenger RNA of Mollisia scopiformis, 1158 nucleotides long. Its product is annotated as short-chain dehydrogenase/reductase-like protein sdr. NCBI's taxonomy places the organism in Eukaryota, Fungi, Ascomycota, Leotiomycetes, Helotiales, Mollisiaceae. The transcript has 7 exons. The record is from RefSeq and is a predicted model, not a curated record. Bases 228 to 998 code for a protein of 256 amino acids.
CCCAUUCCCAGCCAUGCCGUAAACCAGAAGUCGGGUGACAUCCCCAAUCCGAUUCAUCGCCGAGGUAGUAAUCCCGACAUUGUGGUUCCUCACCCCCACCUUACCUCACUACCGAUCCUUUACCCUCCCAUUUUAGCAAUCCAGAAAAUAAAAACCACAAAAAGAACUCAUUCCUCCCCGAAACGCAAAAGCAAUUCUCUCGUUCGUAAACUUACUUGCUUGCGACAAUGCCGUAUUCGCUCAAAGGACGCAACGUCCUCGUCACUGGUGGAUCCAGGGGUCUGGGGGAGUUGAUCUGUGUCAAGUUUGCGCUGGAGGGGUGUAAUGUUGCUGUUAAUUAUAAUGCGAGUGGGGAGCGGGCGAAUGGUGUUAAGGAGCGGAUUGAGAAGUUGAAGGGAUGUGAGGGGGUUAAGGUUGUUUUGAUUCAGGGUGAUAUGGGUAAAGAAGAAGAUUGCAACAGAACAGUCAAAGAAGCCAUUUCCCAACUCGGCGGCCUAGAUAUCAUUAUCUCUAAUGCCGGCUACACUCGCUUCUCAACCUUCUCCGACCUCUCGGCCCCAACAACAGAAGACUGGGACACUUGCUACGCCGUCAACGUGAAAGCCAACUCUUUCCUCCUUCGUGAAGCAUUGCCAACCUUCAAAUCCAACCCCGAAGGAGGCAUGCUCAUUAUUUCUUGCUCGAUUGCAGGGAGGAUUCCGGGAGGGAGUAGUUUGCCGUAUGCGGUUACCAAGGCAGCGCAGUUGCACUUGAUGAGGUGUCUUGCUAGUACCCAAGGGCCGAAGGUUAGGGUUAAUGCUGUGUUGCCAGGGUUGUUGAAGACUGAGUGGGGCGCUAGGUAUGGCGAGGAGUCUAUAGCGGAGAUGGAGGAGAAGGCUUGGUUGAAGAGAGACACGGAUAUCGAUGAUUGUGCUCAAGCAUAUAUCGACGUUGCAAAGAAUUCAUCGUUGACAGGACAGAGAAUCCAAGUUGACUCCGGCUUAGGCCACAAUGACUAGAAAUUGAGGCCGGCUUCUGUCAAGUGCAACUUUCAUCUUAGUGAUAUGGACAACUAAACACAGUGGUACUGACUUCAUAAAAGUUUGACUCAAAAGCUCAAGUGUUCUUGAUAAAUAGAACUUGAGAGAAAUAGAAAUGAGAAUACACUGAUUGCUGUAC